Molecule: messenger RNA, 1841 nt
Organism: Thermothielavioides terrestris NRRL 8126
Lineage: Eukaryota; Fungi; Ascomycota; Sordariomycetes; Sordariales; Chaetomiaceae
Exons: 2
Coding region: 182-1648 (488 amino acids)
Biological process (GO): regulation of intracellular pH
Cellular component (GO): vacuole; membrane
Source: RefSeq, a predicted model, not a curated record
UGCAGACCUGCACGUGUCCCGUCCAUUUCCGGCGCCUGCGCCCUCGACGGCAUCUCAACGUCACAACCCCGAAGGCGGCAGCACCUGCCGCGUCGCAACCCGCGUCCGAUGGGGGAUCGUGGGCGAAAACAAACACGCCGCGCACAUACAUCAUAAAAAAGAACGAGAGGGGAAACUCGCCAUGAACCGCUCGCCCUCGGCGUCGGGCCUGCUCCCGCUGCCCGGCGCCCCGUCUUCCUCGUGGGCGCUCUACCGCGCCCGCCUGGCUGCGCUCUUGCAGAACACCGAGGUCUCUGUCGUGGUCGCCUUUUGGUUGUUUGGCCUGAUAAACAACAUCCUCUACGUACUCCUUCUCUCCGCCGCCCAGGACCUCCUCGUCGGCACCGCCCUCCCCAAAGCCGCCGUCCUCCUCGCCGACGUCCUGCCCUCCUUCCUCACCAAGCUGCUGGCCCCUUACGUCGUCCACCGCAUCCCCUACGCCGUCCGCAUCCUGGCCUGCGUCGCGCUCUCCGUCGCGGGCAUGCUCCUCGUCGCGGCCGCGCCCGCGUCGGCUCAGGGGGACGGGGGGGAUAUGAACGAAACUGGCGCUGUCGGCAUGAAGAUGCUCGGCAUCGUGCUGGCCAGCCUGAGCAGUGGCGCGGGGGAGCUGAGCUUCCUGGGGCUGACGCAUUACUAUGGCGCCGCGAGCCUGGCCGCGUGGGGCAGCGGCACCGGCGGCGCCGGGUUGGUCGGCGCCGGCCUGUACGUGGUGCUCACCGGGUGGAUUGGGCUCGGGGUUAGGCAGAGCUUGCUCGUUGCCGCGGUGCUGCCCGGCGUGAUGCUCGUGGCGUUCUUCGGGGUGCUGCCGCGUGCGAGGCUGGAGGGCUGGCGGAAGGAGUAUGAGCCUUUGGAUGAGGACGCCGAUGUGCCAGCUGUGGUGGUCACGAGGAGAGAUGGGGAGCGGGAUGUGGUGAUGGUGGUGGGGGAUGACGAGUUUGGGGAUGUGCCGGCCGCCGCGGCGUCGUCGAGCUUGCUUGCGCCCGGCCCGUCGGUCGCUUCCACGGCGUUCUCGACACAUUAUCAUGGAGUCGCAGGAGGAAAGCACUCGUUCUGGGCGAACCUGCGCCGCGCACGGGCGCUGUUUGUCCCCUACAUGCUCCCGCUGCUGCUGGUCUACGUUGCCGAGUACACGAUUAACCAGGGCGUGGCGCCCACGCUGCUGUUUCCGCUCGAGCAGUCGCCCUUCUCCGAGUUCAGGGCCUUCUAUCCGUUUUACGGUUUCCUGUACCAGCUCGGCGUCUUCAUCUCGCGGUCGUCAACGCCCUUCGUCAGGAUCCACCAUCUUUACUUGCCCUCGUUGCUGCAGGUCGCCAACCUCGUCCUGCUGACGCUCCACGCGCUGCUCGACUUCAUCCCGUCCGUCUACCUCGUCUUUGCCCUCGUCUUCUGGGAGGGCCUGCUCGGCGGGGCCGUCUACGUCAACACGUUCGCCGAGAUCAUGGAGCGGGUGCCGGUGGAGGACCGCGAGUUCAGCCUGGGGGCGACCUCGGUCAGCGACAGCGGCGGCAUCUGCGUCGCCGGCUUCCUGGGCAUGGCCAUGGAGGUGUGGCUGUGUCGCUGGCAGGUCAGUCACGGGCGUGACUACUGCCAGCGGAUCGAGGCGAGCUGAGAGCCCGCGUGUGAGGCGUGCUCUGAAGGAAUUGCGGAACACGCCAUGAUUACUGUGCUGGGGGCGAACGGCGUGUCUACACGCAAAGGCCCAAUCUUACCACAGCCUCCAUCCCAACAGGACGGAUUUCCCCAGCCUCCAAGAGCCAAGGCCACAGAGGCUGGAAAUAGAGGGAAGCUGCUUGCAGCGGCUG